AUGGAGUCCUGGAUUCAGCAGGCAUGCCUUGACAGUGGUGCCAUUCACUCCUUCGCUUUGGCACGGCAGCGUGUCGUUGCAAAGAAAGGAGGAGAGCAGCUGGACCCCACACUGGCAAAGGCGGUGCAAAGUGCCAUCCGCAUGGUGUUCAGCAACAACUUGGAGCUGUGCUCCUUUGCCCUCGGCGACUCUUUCGUUGGGGAUACCUUCGUCUGUCUCGAGGUUCUGGAUGAGUUGCAAAGCCUGGAGCAGCAGAGGCGCGAGUCCAACCGAAAAGUUUGUGCUCGGGGUCUGCUGGCAGGUUCGGAGGUCAGGGGUUUUCAGCAGAGGGUUUCCCAAUUCCACAGAGCCGCUAAGCUGUCGGACGACUAA
Messenger RNA from Symbiodinium sp. CCMP2456, 372 nucleotides. The record is from the annotation of a GenBank genome assembly. NCBI's taxonomy places the organism in Eukaryota, Dinophyceae, Suessiales, Symbiodiniaceae.